AUGGGAUACUGUGGGAACAUUAAAGAGCCAGUGUAUCAGAAGACUUCGAGCUGCCUCUGCAACCACAGACCAAAAAUCCAAUGUGCCACUUUUAUGGGGGAUGAAAACCAAACUGCAGAGAUCCAGUUCCAUUUUUACCCAUUUUCACCCAUCCUGGAGGUACAGAUAUUUAUAUUUGUGAUUUUCCUGCUACUGUACAUUGGCAGUCUCGUUGGUAAUGCCACCAUCUUUCUCACUGUCUGGGCUGAGCAUUCACUCCACACCCCCAUGUACUUCUUUCUGGCCAAUCUGGCAUUUCUGGAGAUCUUUUACUCUUCUACUGUUGCUCCCCUGGCUUUGGUCAACCUCCUGACCAUGGGGAGAAUACCCAUCUCUUUCACUGGGUGUGGCACACAGAUGUUCUUCUUUAUCUUUCUGGGCAGUGCUGACUGUAUCCUCUUGGGGAUCAUGGCUUAUGAUCGGUUUGUAGCAAUCCGGGAUCCCUUGCGUUACACUCUCAUCAUGAGAUGGCAGCUGUGUGCUCAGCUGUCUGUGGGAGCCCUGGUCCUCGGUUUCAUCCUAGCUUUACUACUGACAGUGCUUAUUUUCAACUUACCAUUUUGUGGCCACAAUGUAAUCACUCACUUCUACUGUGAUGUACUCCCAGUCUUGAGGUUGGCUUGUGGAGAUACUCGAACGCCCGAAGCCAUGAUCUUCAUUGUCAGUGUCAUCAUUCUUACCAUCCCCUUUUCUCUGAUCUCCGUCUCCUAUAUCUUCAUUGUGGCUGCCAUUUUGAAGAUCCGCUCAGCAGAGGGACGGCACAAAGCCUUCUCCACCUGCUCUUCUCAUGUGACGGUGGUUCUCCUCCAAUAUGGCUGCUGUAGCCUUAUCUACUUACGCCCCAGCUCCAGCUACAACCCGGAAAUGGGCCGCGUGGUGUCUGUGGUCUACACCUUUGUCACCCCUUUCUUGAAUCCCUUGAUCUACAGCAUGAGAAACAAGGAGCUGAAAGAUGCACUAAAUAAGCAUCUUUAUAUUAUUCACUCGGGGAGAAGCUACCAUGCCCUGAGGACAAUCAAGAAGCCCUAUGGUGUUGUCCAUGUAGUGAGGAUCUACGUCUUCGUACGAACUGUCAGUGAGGAACUGAUGCCUCCUUCCAGAAGCCAUGUACGUGAGCCAUCUUGGGCACAGAUCCUUCAACCCUCGUCAAGCCUUGGAGCUCCAGCCAGCAUGUUCACUGCACUGAGCCAGGAACACGCAGCUAAGCUGCGCCUGAUUCCUGACCUUCUAAAGCUCUAG
Molecule: messenger RNA, 1278 nt
Organism: Tupaia belangeri chinensis (Chinese tree shrew)
Lineage: Eukaryota; Metazoa; Chordata; Mammalia; Scandentia; Tupaiidae
Product: olfactory receptor 10V1
Exons: 3
Coding region: 1-1278 (425 amino acids)
Biological process (GO): G protein-coupled receptor signaling pathway
Cellular component (GO): membrane
Molecular function (GO): olfactory receptor activity; G protein-coupled receptor activity
Source: RefSeq, a predicted model, not a curated record